Messenger RNA from Carcharodon carcharias (great white shark), 669 nucleotides. RefSeq names its product regulator of G-protein signaling 20-like. The record is from RefSeq and is a predicted model, not a curated record. The transcript has 4 exons. Lineage: Eukaryota; Metazoa; Chordata; Chondrichthyes; Lamniformes; Lamnidae. Bases 13 to 669 code for a protein of 218 amino acids.
UCUCUGCAGCCCAUGGGAUCGGAGCGGAUGGAGAUGCGUAAGCGGCAGACUUCGGUGCAGCAGGAGAUGCCGGGCUCUGCACAGCCACAGCAGGGUGCUGGGAACCGUGGCUCGAAUGCCUGCUGUUUUUGCUGGUGCUGCUGCUGCAGCUGCUCAUGUCUUACUGUUAGGAAUGAAGAUGAUGAACGAGCAAGAAGAAUGUCUCAGGAAGCUAGAGGAGGAAGCCUGCCAAACUGUGAAGAAAGCCCAAAGCCAACACUUGAAGAAGUACAGUCCUGGGGUCAGUCUUUCGACAAGUUAAUGAAAAGUCCUGCUGGAAGAAAUGCAUUCAGAGAAUUUUUACGAACAGAAUACAGUGAGGAGAAUAUGCUGUUCUGGCUAGCCUGUGAGGACUUAAAGAAAGAAGACAACAAAAAUCUUGUUGAGGAGAAAGCAAGAUUAAUAUACGAGGAUUAUAUAUCCAUUCUUUCACCUAAAGAGGUUAGCCUUGAUUCCAGAGUGCGUGAGGUCAUCAACAGAAACAUGCUUGAACCUACUCCUCACACAUUUGAUGAUGCACAGCUUCAGAUUUAUACGUUAAUGCACAGAGACUCUUACCCGAGAUUCAUGAACUCUGCAGUCUACAAAACCCUGCUUCAAUCCUUAACUGAUACAUCAUCAGAACCUUAA